ACAGAGAACCUGCAGCAGUCUGUUCAAACUCUGAAGGGCUCUGACAAGCAUCCUGUUAAACCUGUAGCACUACUUCAUCCAGGAUACAUCUGCAACAUGAACUCUGAAUGUGACCCAAGUUCUAUAAUACAGCAAAGUCCAUUAGUACAUCAGAGAGCUCACAAAGAAAAGGAACCAUAUAAAUGUCCUGAAUGCAAUAAAUGUUUCAAACACAGGAGCCAUCUAGUAAUACAUGAAAGGAUUCACACUGGGGCGAGACCAUAUAAAUGUCCUGAAUGCAACAAGUGUUUCAAAACAGGGAGUCAUCUAAUAUGCCAUAAAAGGACUCACACAGGGGAGAGACCAUAUAAAUGUCCUGAAUGCAAUAAAUGUUUCAAACACAGGGGCCAUCUAGUAAUACAUGAAAGGAUUCACACUGGGGAGAGACCAUAUAAAUGUCUAGAAUGCAGCAAAUGUUUCAAACAAGGGAGUCAUCUAAUACGCCAUAAAAGGAUUCACAUAGGGGAGAGACCAUAUAAAUGUCCAGAAUGCAAUAAGUGUUUCACAGGAAAAAGUGUUCUAGCAAAUCAUAAAAGGACUCACACGGGGGAGAGACCAUAUAAAUGUCCUGAAUGCAAUAAGUGUUUCAGACAAAGGAGUACUCAAGUAAGACAUGAAAGGACGCACACAGGGGAGAGACCAUAUAAAUGUCCUGAAUGCAGUAAGUGUUUCAGACAAAGGGGGGAUCUAGUAAUACAUGAAAGGAUUCACAUGGGGGAGAGAGGAGUGAUAGACCAUUGAGUUCCCAUAUGACAAAGCAAUGGAUGGCACAGGAUGAAAUUGAAGAUAA
This is a messenger RNA of Protopterus annectens (West African lungfish), 829 nucleotides long. RefSeq names its product zinc finger protein 776-like. The transcript has a single exon. Gene Ontology annotation, biological process: regulation of transcription by RNA polymerase II; central nervous system development. Gene Ontology annotation, cellular component: nucleus. Gene Ontology annotation, molecular function: RNA polymerase II cis-regulatory region sequence-specific DNA binding; DNA-binding transcription factor activity, RNA polymerase II-specific. The record is from RefSeq and is a predicted model, not a curated record. The coding region runs from base 97 to 780 and encodes 227 amino acids. Lineage: Eukaryota; Metazoa; Chordata; Ceratodontiformes; Protopteridae.